This is a messenger RNA of Ostrea edulis (European flat oyster), 4146 nucleotides long. RefSeq lists its product as uncharacterized. Gene Ontology annotation, molecular function: G protein-coupled receptor activity. Lineage: Eukaryota; Metazoa; Mollusca; Bivalvia; Ostreida; Ostreidae. The transcript is spliced from 2 exons. Bases 1170 to 3419 code for a protein of 749 amino acids. Gene Ontology annotation, biological process: G protein-coupled receptor signaling pathway; cell surface receptor signaling pathway. Gene Ontology annotation, cellular component: membrane. The record is from RefSeq and is a predicted model, not a curated record.
GAAAAUUUCAGUUUGUUACAAUGGAGGUCCUAACAAGAUAUGUCAUGAUAUUUGAGAUGUCAAUUGUGCUUGUCCAGUGUUUACCACCAGCCAUCAGUAGCCAAACAGGCGUCGGACAAACCAACAAAGCCUAUGAUAUGUACGACUCGAACGAUAGUGUUUCGAUUAUAACGUCAUACGACACCGAUCAGUUGGACGCUCCAGGUGAAUGAUAACUACAAAUGCAAGAAAUUUGUGUUUUAUAUCUAAUAUAAACUUUCUUAUCAUAGAAUUACAAAUCUAGGUAAGCUUAUAGUGGGGUCAAAUUAAAAGUGUUACGAUAAAAAAGUCUAUAACGAGAUAAAAAGUAUUAAAAAGAUAAAAAGUACUGACGAGAUAAAAAGUCAUAAUAACAAGAUAAAAACUCAUUUUGAUACCUAUCUAUUGCAUAAUUUUCAAAUUUUAUGCAUUUUUAUUCGUGUAUAUAUUUGGUCCUGGAUUAAUUAUUUACGUUCAAUAUUAUAUUAUACAAUGAAUUUUGUAAACUGAACGAACGUCACAAUAGAGUCAAAGUAAUCCCCGGGCAUUUACAGUGCAGACAUUUAUGGUUCAGUAAAAAGCAACAGAAUGUGCAUGUAUAUACAUGUAGGAAAAAUAUCAAAAUAUGUAACACUAGAAUGAAACAAGUUGAUAAUCUAAUAAAUGAAUUCUGGUUUGGUCAAUUAUGACUCCUCUAAAGUGACUUCACGGUCCUCCUCCAAUCUCAUAAUAAACUGGUAAUGUCAUCUCAUUAUACAGACAGAAAGUCGUUAUUACGAUUUUUUAUCUCGUAAUUAAGACUUAAAACAUUUUUGUCAUACCUCCAAUUUGACCUCAUUAGGCUUUCGUACAAAUUCAUGUAAUUUGAACUUAAAAUACUAGUAUCUGAGGCACAUGAAUUUGAAGAAAAUAUAUAUAGAAUACCAUUAUAUGAAAUUCCAGAAAAGUCCGAAUGUCAAUUUCUGAGGUGUAACUUUGGGCGGAGACAGGCGUGGGUUUGCUCUGGAAGAAAGGACGGAAUUCGAUAUUGUGCAUGUGAUGAUGUGUGCUACGUAUUCAGAGAUUGUUGUGAGGACAGCUUCGAUAGCGAUAAAUUUCGUCAGUACAUAGAUGAUCCAGAAAAGGAACUUAGUGAAAGUGAAUAUGAUUACAUGCUUAAAGUUCAUAAAUAUAGCGAAUGUAUAAACAUAAAAGUUAAACAUGCUGUUGGAAUGUUUACAAAAAUAUUAACUAUUAAAGUCAUAAAUAGAUGUCCUUCUCAUUAUGACGGCGAUCUUCGAGCAAAGUGUUUUUCCAAUCUCCAUAUUCUGAACAUUUUAACACAUGUUAAAUUUGGAAUAUACGAUUUGAUAUUCAGAAAUCCGUAUUGUGCGCUCUGCCAUGGAUAUCAAGAAGACGAUAUUCGUUUAUGGACAUCGACUAUCUACUGCCCGCCCAAGUAUGUAAACAUCCCGAAACAUGACUUCCAGCAACUUUCCAAACACUGUGAACUUGUUCACACCUUCAAGGAAGAUCAGAAACUUCGGUACUGCGUUGACCCGAUCGCGUCUUUGAAAUUCCCUGAGGUGGAUCAAACAGAAACUGCUAUUGACCAUAUUUUAUGUAAUGGAUACAUUUCAAUUCUUCUCGAUGAAACCGAGAACAUCUACUUCCGAAACAAACACUGCGCUUUAUCAGCUCAACGUAACCUUUCCACGCUUGUGCUAGUUGCAGAGCUUCGCCCAUCUAUGGUAAUAAAUCAAAUGGGUAUGAAUAUCAUGUUCCAUUUUACAGGAAUUAAAUUUGAGAUUAGUGGUGCGGCUAGUAGGUGUUACGGAGACUUCACCUUUGACCCUAUUACCAAGUUCUGCGCCAAUCUCAUCUGCCCAGAUGGAUUUAUUAAAAAAGAGCAAUUAUGUGUAUAUAACGACCCUCUCUACAAACACACCAAUCGCCCAAAGGCUCUAGAUAUGGUGGAAGGUUAUUCCAAACAUUAUGUAUAUCUUUUUAAUGAAAACUUUAUUCUGUUUGACAGUUUUGAAGAGAGUUACGAUGAUAGCAAGGAUAUGUUCGACGACCAGCUGAAUGCUAUGUUUUUGGAAACAAAUAUUUCCACAGAGGUGUAUUAUUUACAAAAUUUUCUCCCGAAUCAUCCUUUAUUUUGUAAUAUCGGUAGACUGGAGACUCUGAAAGCUGAGAAAUUCACGAGCUUUAAGGACGGAUAUUUUGAAAUUCUUCAUAAAGAGGUCAUCUUAUCCUUUUAUCUACCUAAUACGCGAUUUUCAAUCAGCGCGAAAGUUCCCAAACCGAAUUCAACUGUGGAAUUUUCAGAUAUAAAAAUUUUCUUGUGUAUUAAAAAAUUUGUUUUAAAUUGCUCCACCUUUCUAACCUCAUACGAAUCGAAUGAUUAUGAAAUCAUGAACAACAAGGUUUAUUUUAAAGAAAAUGUUUCUGUAAUUUUAGAUAGUGCUCAAUAUAAAAUUAUUGAUUCAAAGUUGUAUAUUUGUCACACGGAUACUAUUUAUUCGGAUGAUAACGGUAAGCUAGAUUUCAUCUUGACGGUAUUAUUCUUUUCAUUAUCACUAAUGUGCAUAUUACCCUCGAUUGUUCUGCAAAUUAUGGUGAGGGGCAUACAAACUUGCCCGGCGAAAUGUUUUCUUUCUUAUUCAAUAACUUGGUUUACAGCUCAGUUUAGCUUUAUCCUAGCUAUAUUCAUGCCGUCACAAGUUUGCUCAGCCUUUGCUUUAACAUUACACUAUUUGUGGCUUUGCAUAUUUUCUUGGUCAAGUGUUCUAGCUUUCGACUUAGUCAAAACAUUGAACGCAUGUACUAAAACUUUUAAGAGGGACUUUAAAAAUAAUAGCUUGUUUGUCAAGUAUUCUAUUGCCGGCUGGGGACUACCACUUCUCGUUGUCGUGGUAAGUAACGUAGUUGAUUAUGUCAGUCUGACGUCGUUUGAUUUGCAAUAUGGUAAUCAGAACAUCUGCUGGAUUGGUAAUGUGGAUGCUGUCCUCCUAACUUUCGUUUUACCGACUGGUACUUCGACAUUCUUCAAUGUGGUAUGCUUAGGUGUAUCUCUCCAUGGUUUGGAAAUUGCAAAACGAAAUUCCAAAUAUUUGCAGAAAACCAAAAAGGAUAAGCAGAGAUGGUUGAUGUUUCUACAGAUGUUCAUAAUGUGUGGAGGAUCAUGGGUACUGGCAUAUGCUGCAAGCAAUGUCCCUUUUGAGCUGCUAAAAGUAACAAAUAUUGUUUUGAAUGGAUGUCAGGGCAUUUAUAUAUUGAUUAUUACAACUAAGGACUCGAAAGUAAAACGAUGGCUUGCAGUACAGAUGAAACGACUCAGAACAAGGUCGACCACCAGUAGUGGUCCCCAGACCAAUAGUACCGAUAAUGUGAACAAUAUCAAAAAUACGAAAUUGUGAAUUACACAUGAUACAUUUACAGUUGUACAUACUUGUAUAUAUUUUUAUAGUUACGAUUUUAAUUGCGUUACUUGGGACGUUCUGUUGAAUCUAUGGAGAAAUAACUUAUUUUGUAAGUUACAUAAAAAAUCUUUGUUUGACAGAUAUAAGACGUGUUCCGUUUAAUAAAUAGCCUGGUCUCUUUUUUAAGACAAGCGUUUAAUUGUUGAUGCGAUUAAUUCAGAAUUUGCUGCUCGACAAUAAAUAUUUUAUAUGUAACCACUAUAGUAACAUAUUUUUACGAUUGUAGUUCACUUCAAUAUCAACAAUGCUGUUUUAAGAAUUGUGUAUAUACACUGUGCAUGUUUUUUUUUAUAUGUGAGAAUGACAAAAACCGUUUAAGGUUGCUUAAGAUUUUACUAUAUAUUGAAAAUUAUGCAGAGAGAGAGAGAGAGAGAGAGAGAGAGAGAGAGAGAGAGAGAGAGAGAGCUUUCCAUGUAAGAAUCUUUUGCAAAAAUAAAGAACUCUUUAUAUUUGAUCAAUAAUACAAUGAACUAGAAUGUCGACCACGAUCACUGGUGUAUUACCAAGCAUUGGUAUAUUAAUAUGAGAUUGAUAAGACAUCAAUCACAUGUAUGUAAAAAUAUUAUGUGAUCGGUUCGAUGACGUCAGUACCCAUUGUAUCAAAUUUAACACAGCUUGUUUUUGACAGAAUGGCUAUCAUAUAAUAAAAAAUAAUAAUGAAAAA